AUGGCUCGACUCGGUCUGCCCAGUUUCGCUUUCGGCCUUCAGGGUACGUAUUCGCGGAACCCAUCUUUGGCGCCCUCAAGCCGAGACUGGAAGACAUACGAAUUCUUUUGCAAGCCCGGAGGCAUCAACCGGCGACCAUGCAUCGUCACGCCUUAUUACUAUCGCCUAGACUGGCUGAUGUGGUUCGCGGCCUUCCGCCCUGACUUGCAACCCCCCCUCUGGCUCUUGCGAAUGGUGAAAAAGUUACUCGCCAACGAUGCAAAAACCACUGCACUGCUCCUUAGAAAUCCCUUCCAGGGAAAGUCACCUCCAAGAUUCAUUCGAAUCCUCCGCUACGACUAUCACUUCGCAUACAAAGGAAAGGUGAGGCCAGCAUCUGCUUCGCUGCUCCACUCGCAGCCCCUCGCGCAGCGGUUCCUCUGUGUAGCUCCAAAUUUGUUCUGCGUGCCUUUGCAAGAUGGACAUCCAAGAUGCGCGAGCGGCGUCCCGCGAAAUGGAGAGUUCGACGUUGUGGUUUCAAGGCAAACCCCCCCUCACCCCGCUGUGUAUAUCCGUGUGCAUGAAUUUUUGCUGCAGGAAAGAAAACAGUACGAGCAAGGAGCGUGGUGGGAGAGGAAGUACAUGUCGCAGUUCCUGCCUCCAGUGGAGGCCCGGAUGUUUCGCGGUGACUAA
Molecule: messenger RNA, 672 nt
Organism: Besnoitia besnoiti
Lineage: Eukaryota; Apicomplexa; Conoidasida; Eucoccidiorida; Sarcocystidae
Product: rhoptry protein ROP14
Exons: 1
Coding region: 1-672 (223 amino acids)
Biological process (GO): protein maturation
Cellular component (GO): endoplasmic reticulum membrane
Source: RefSeq, a predicted model, not a curated record